Molecule: messenger RNA, 1892 nt
Organism: Acomys russatus (golden spiny mouse)
Lineage: Eukaryota; Metazoa; Chordata; Mammalia; Rodentia; Muridae
Gene: Foxd2
Product: forkhead box D2
Exons: 1
Coding region: 31-1509 (492 amino acids)
Biological process (GO): anatomical structure morphogenesis; cell differentiation; regulation of transcription by RNA polymerase II
Molecular function (GO): RNA polymerase II cis-regulatory region sequence-specific DNA binding; DNA-binding transcription factor activity, RNA polymerase II-specific
Source: RefSeq, a predicted model, not a curated record
CCGGAGAGCGCCGGAGGCGGCGGCGGCACCAUGACCCUGGGCAGCUGCUGUUGCGAGAUCAUGUCCUCCGAGAGCUCCCCGGCCGCGCUGUCCGAGCCCGACGCAGACAUAGACGUGGUGGGCGGCGGCAGCGGUGGGGGGGAGCUCAUAGCCCGUUCCGGGCCCCGCGCCCCCCGGGACGUGCUCCCGCACGGCCACGAGCCUCCUCAGGAGGAAGCCGAGGCGGACGUAGCUGAAGACGAGGAGGAGUCGGGAGGUUGCUCGGACUGCGAGCCCCGCGCUCUAGCGCCCCGGGGGGCGGCGGCCGCAGCGGGAAGCCCGGGCCCCGGCGUGCAGGCAGCCCGGGGUGCAGCGGGGCCGGGGCCAGGGCCGGGGCCGCCGUCGGGGAGCACGGCGACGCGGAGCCCACUGGUGAAACCACCCUAUUCGUACAUCGCGCUCAUCACCAUGGCCAUCCUGCAGAGCCCAAAGAAGCGCCUGACUCUGAGCGAGAUCUGCGAGUUCAUCAGUGGCCGCUUCCCUUACUACCGGGAGAAGUUCCCCGCCUGGCAGAACAGCAUCCGCCACAACCUCUCCCUCAACGACUGCUUCGUUAAGAUUCCCCGCGAGCCGGGCAACCCGGGCAAGGGCAACUACUGGACGCUCGACCCGGAGUCGGCCGACAUGUUCGACAACGGCAGCUUCCUGAGGCGCCGUAAGCGCUUCAAGCGGCAGCCACUGCCGCCGCCGCACCCACACCCGCAUCCUCACCCGGAGCUGCUACUGCGUGGCGGGGCUGCCGCGGCCGGGGACCCUGCCGCCUUCCUCUCCGGCUUCGCCGCUUACGGCGCCUACGGCUACGGCUACGGGCUGGCACUCCCGGCCUACGGCGCACCUCCACCGGGCCCGGCCCCUCACCCGCAUCCACACCCGCACGCCUUCGCCUUUGCUGCCACCGCGCCUUGCCAGCUGUCAGUUCCCCCGGGUCGCGCGGCCCCGCCUCCACCCGGACCUCCGACGGCUUCGGUGUUCGCCAGCGCGGCCUCUGCUCCGGCCCCUGCGCCUGCCCCAGGAUCUGGCCCGGGCCCCGCAGGGCUGCCUGCCUUCCUAGGCGCGGAGCUGGGCUGCGCCAAGGCUUUCUACCCCGCGUCUCUGAGUCCUCCCGCAGCUGGCACAGCGGCCAGCCUGUCCACUACACUCCUGCGCCAGGGCCUCAAGACGGACGCCGGCGGUGGUGCGGGUGGCGGGGGCGCAGGGGCAGGCCAGAGGCCUUCUUUCUCUAUAGACCACAUCAUGGGCCACGGUGGUGGCGGGACCGCACCCCCGGGCAGCGGCGACGGCUCCCCGGCAUCACCAUUCGCGGCAGGCGCGGGUCCUGGGGGUCAAGCCCAAGUCUUAGCCAUGCUGACUGCCCCGGCCCUGACUCCCGUGGCGGGCCAUAUCCGCCUCUCGCACCCGGGGGACGCACUCCUGUCUUCAGGGCCCUCGUUUGCCAGCAAAGUCGCUGGCCUCAGUGGCUGCCACUUUUGACCACAGCGGGCUCAGGGCCAGUUAGGCCCUCACUCCUAAACCUCUCUGGGGAGCUCGGCCAGUCCCAGCGGAAUUCAGGGAGUCUAUUUAUGAAGAUUCUCCAGACCUAGGCCGGGCGCGCGUGACCAGGCACUUCAAGCUGAACGCUCAGAAUGUCGCCGACAGUUGGGACGAUGCGGGGGCUCCGCGGCUGUGGUCGAGUCCCGAGUCUAAGCAAUAGGUUCAGGGCAGAGAUCCGUUUUCUGUAUGAUCAGCAAAAGAAGAGGGCAGGAACCUUCGCUUUUUCUGGCCUCUGUGUACCUCCUACAGAGAAGAAUGCUUUGGCAGAAAGACGCCUGUCGGUUGGUGGAUCCCGCUAGAAACACCUAUGGCUUGGAAAAAAA